Molecule: messenger RNA, 288 nt
Organism: Coccidioides immitis RS
Lineage: Eukaryota; Fungi; Ascomycota; Eurotiomycetes; Onygenales; Onygenaceae
Exons: 1
Coding region: 1-288 (95 amino acids)
Source: RefSeq, a predicted model, not a curated record
AUGGAAGAUUGUUUUCUCGAAGGAAUUAUCAAUUCACUCCACUUUUGUGCGACGUAUUUUUCCUGGAAAUUUCGAGAGCAAACGCAGCAUGGCACCUGCAUCACACUUGUCAUACCCGAUCGUACAUACGUACGGAGUAGAGUAGUGGUCUCAACAGAUAUCCAAGACACUCAUGUAUUGACCGCCUUCUUCGAGACAAGCCAGAAAAUUGGGCUUUUCAUGCGCUAUCGACCUGCAUCGCUGUCUCAUCAUAACCCCGAGGCCGAAACCAUGGCAUCGCCAUUCUAG